AUGAAUUUAUGUGUUAAAAAUCUAGAAUAAAAACUUGAAGAAUGUCAAGAGGAAAACGAAGAUUUAAAAUCUAAAAUUCAAACAAAAGAAUUAAUUAGUAAAAAGAUAGAUGAUGAAAGAAGAAAAAUAUUAGAAUAAAAAGAACAAUAAAAUAUUACUGAAAUUGAAAAAAAAACAGACAAAAUAGCUAAAUUAUAAGAAGAAAACGCCAUAUUAAAUGAUAAAUUUUCCGAAUCUGAAAUUACUAGAAAGAAAUUCAAAGAAAAAAAUACUUAACUUGAGAAACAAUUGAAAGUUGUUUUAUAAGAAAAAGAAAAGAUAGAAAACGAAUAUUUAAAAAUGAAAAAAAGAGUUAAUGAUUUGAGUGUUUUAAAAACCUCAAACAAUAAAAUUUUAGAAGAUAAAAUUAAGUCCUUAUCAUUAGAAAAUGAUAAGUUAAUGAACAUUUAUGAAUAAAAUAUUAAAUAAGAAUUUUUAAAAGAAAAUAUCUUAGAUAAAGGAUAUGAUCCUGAAGAUUUCCAAAUAUUUUGCGAAAAAGAAUUGAAUAAUACAAGUUUAGAUAUAGACGAAAUAAAUUACAUCUUUUAGUAUAAAUGA
Messenger RNA from Ichthyophthirius multifiliis, 597 nucleotides. RefSeq lists its product as hypothetical. Lineage: Eukaryota; Ciliophora; Oligohymenophorea; Hymenostomatida. The record is from RefSeq and is a predicted model, not a curated record. The transcript is spliced from 4 exons.